AUGUCAGCUCUCAGCCUGCUCAUUCUGGGUCUGCUCACAGCCGUGCCACCUGCCAGCUGUCAACAAGGUCUGGGAAACCUGAAGCCCUGGAUGCAGGGCCUCAUCGCUGUGGCUGUGUUCCUGGUCCUCGUUGCAAUUGCUUUUGCUGUCAACCACUUCUGGUGCCAGGAAGAGCCGGAACCCACGAACAUGGUCAUGAUCACUGGAAACAAGGAGGAUGGGAUCCUGGCAGGGACAGAUGGACGGUACUGCUCGAUGGCGGCCAGCUUCAGGUCCAGUGAGCAGGAGAAUGCCUAUGAGAACAUCCCCGAGGAGGAGGGCAAGGUCCGGAGCACCCCCAUGUGA
Molecule: messenger RNA, 345 nt
Organism: Trichechus manatus latirostris (Florida manatee)
Lineage: Eukaryota; Metazoa; Chordata; Mammalia; Sirenia; Trichechidae
Gene: PDZK1IP1
Product: PDZK1 interacting protein 1
Exons: 4
Coding region: 1-345 (114 amino acids)
Source: RefSeq, a predicted model, not a curated record